This is a messenger RNA of Penicillium alfredii, 615 nucleotides long. Its product is annotated as Sugar transporter. Lineage: Eukaryota; Fungi; Ascomycota; Eurotiomycetes; Eurotiales; Aspergillaceae. The record is from RefSeq and is a predicted model, not a curated record. The coding region runs from base 1 to 615 and encodes 204 amino acids. The transcript is spliced from 3 exons. Gene Ontology annotation, cellular component: membrane. Gene Ontology annotation, biological process: carbohydrate transport; transmembrane transport. Gene Ontology annotation, molecular function: carbohydrate:proton symporter activity.
AUGCCCGUCUUGCGAGUCACCCCGCUGGGGAUGAGCGUUCAGUUCUUGCAGCAGAUCACUGGGACCAAUUCGAUCCUCUAUUAUACGGUGAGCCUUCUCUUUGAACGAGGUGGAAUCACCGACCCUCGGACUGCAAACCUGGCCACUGGCGGUGUGGGCAUCGUGCUUUUUGUCUCCUCGUGGGUUUCCAUUUUCUUCUUCGACCAGCUGGGCCGCAAAACGUGGCUUGAAAUCGGAACAGUGGGCAUGGCGGGAGCAAUGGUUGGCAUCACCGUACUGCAAUCGCAUGCAGAGAGCCACCCGGGAGAUAGCGCCAAAUACAUGAUUCUCAUGUUCUCAUACCGGUUUUAUGUGUUCUUCAACAUCAGCUGGGGUGUAGGAUCGUGGACGUAUGCAGCGGAAAUCUUCACAGUCUCGAUGCGAGCCAAGGGCAAUGCGCUGACAACCGCAUCGCUGUGGGCGGCGUUGGGAACUCGGGGCCGCAUGCUGGAAGAAAUGUCCCCUGUCUUUGGGAUCGAAAGCCAGCUCGCGGAGCGAAGUGGUGUUAAGCCAACCCACGCUGGACAAGACCGUAUGGAGGAGCAUGUUGAAAAUGUAGGGGUGGCAGAGCAAUAA